AUGAAGAUUUUUGUUCCUGAGGCUUUCCUGCUGCUGAUCCUGGGCAAUCUCGCCAUAACCAGGCAUCCAGAGGGACUGCAGGAGCAGCAUAGGAUACUGGGUGGGAAGUCUAGGUCUAAAGGCAAACUGCACUUAGGUUCACACUCCCUGUGCUAUGUCUACACUCUUCUCACCACGCCCGACCUCCUGGAGCCCCAAUUCACCUUUGGGGUCUACUUGGAUGGCAUUCUUAUUGAGAGACUCAACACCAGAAGAGCGAGUCCGAGGAUGGAGCACUGUGCUCCUUGGGAGGAUCAGCAGCACCCACAGUAUUGGGAGAAAGCGACUGAUGAUAUCUUUUAUCGACGUGAAGUCUACAAGCGCCUACUUCAGAGAGUGCUUCACAUCUACAAUCAAAGUGAAACUGGAUAUCACACAGUGCAGGUCCUGAUGGGCUGUGAGGAGCUGCCUGGAUUGAGCUACAUUCAAGGACAAUAUGAAAUGAUCUUCAAUGGCCAUGAUCACCUUGCACUAAAUGAGGACCUGAGCACUUGGACUGCAGUGGGCAAGGCAGCUGAGAUCCUGACCCAAGAGUGGGAGAAGGAAGGUUAUGCUCAACAUUUGAAGUCUUUCCUGGAGAGGUAUUGUGUGAAUUCGCUCCACUCACAGCUGUAUUAUGGGAAGGAGUUUUUGCUGAGAACAGACAUCCCGAAAUUACAUGUGACCCAUAAGGUCAGAGCUGAUGGGAAUGUGACUCUAAGGUGCUGGGCCCUGGAAUUUUACCAUACUGAGAUCACCCUGACCUGGCAGAGGGAUGGCAACAACCAGACUCUGGACAUGGAGGUGAUAGAGACCAGGCCAGCAGGAGAUGGAACCUUCCAGAAGUGGGCAGCUGUGGUGGUGCUUCCUGGGGAGGAGCAGAGAUACACAUGCCAUGUGAACCAUGAGGGGCUGCCUGAGCCCCUCACCCUGAGAUGGGAGCCUCCUCAGCCCUCUGUUCCCAUCAUGUUAAUUCUUACUGGCCUGGUUCUUGGAGCUGUGCUUAUGGGAGCUGUGGUGACUUUUCUGAUAUGGAUUAAGAGAACUAAAGGUAAGAAAAGGGCAGGGUCUGAGUUCGUGUCUCUAUGGGAAUAUGAAGCCCAGCUGAGAGUGUGCCCUGCCACAUGA
Cricetulus griseus (Chinese hamster) is the source of this 1146-nucleotide messenger RNA. The record is from RefSeq and is a predicted model, not a curated record. Lineage: Eukaryota; Metazoa; Chordata; Mammalia; Rodentia; Cricetidae.